This is a messenger RNA of Saimiri boliviensis boliviensis (Bolivian squirrel monkey), 1342 nucleotides long. It is a transcript of the gene TAAR1, whose product is annotated as trace amine associated receptor 1. Gene Ontology annotation, biological process: G protein-coupled receptor signaling pathway. Gene Ontology annotation, cellular component: membrane. Lineage: Eukaryota; Metazoa; Chordata; Mammalia; Primates; Cebidae. Gene Ontology annotation, molecular function: trace-amine receptor activity. The record is from RefSeq and is a predicted model, not a curated record.
GGUUGACAGCCCUCUGGAAUGAUGCCCUUUUGCCACAAUAUAAUUAAUAUUUCCUGUGUGAAAAACAACUGGUCAAAUGAUGUCCGUGCUUUCCUGUACAGUUUAAUGGUGCUCAUAAUUCUGACCACACUGGUUGGCAAUCUGAUAGUUAUUAUUUCUAUAUCACACUUCAAGCAACUCCAUACUCCGACUAAUUGGCUCAUUCAUUCCAUGGCCACUGUGGACUUUCUUCUGGGGUGCUUGGUCAUGCCUUACAGCAUGGUGAGAUCUGUUGAGCACUGUUGGUAUUUUGGAGAAGUCUUCUGUAAAAUUCACACCAGCACUGACAUUAUGUUGAGCUCAGCAUCCAUUUUCCACUUGUCUUUCAUCUCCAUUGACCGCUACUAUGCUGUGUGUGACCCAUUGAGAUACAAAGUCAGGAUCAGUAUCUUGGUUAUCUGUGUGAUGAUCUUCAUUAGUUGGAGUGUCCCCGCUAUUUUUGCAUUUGGAAUGAUCUUUCUGGAGCUAAACUUCAAAGGGGUUGAAGACAUUUAUUACAAACAUGUUCACUGUAGAGGAGGUUGCUCUGUCUUCUUUAGCAAAAUAUCUGGAGUACUGGCCUUUAUGACUUCUUUCUACAUACCUGGAUCUAUUAUGUUAUGUGUCUAUUAUAGAAUAUAUCUUAUAGCUAAAGGGCAGGCAAGAUCAAUUAAUGAUGGCAAUCAGAAGCUCCAAAUUGGAUUGGAAAUGAAAAAUGGAAUUUCACCGAGCAAAGAAAGGAAAGCUGCGAAGACAUUGGGGAUUGUGAUGGGAGUUUUCCUAGUGUGCUGGUGCCCUUUCUUUGUCUGUACAGUCAUGGACCCUUUUCUGCACUACACUAUUCCACUUGCUUUGAACGAUGUAUUGAUUUGGUUUGGCUACUUGAACUCUACAUUUAAUCCAAUGGUUUAUGCAUUUUUCUAUCCCUGGUUUAGAAAAGCACUGAAGAUGAUUCUGUCUGGUACAAUUUUCCAAAAAGAUUCAUCCAGAUGUAAUUUGUUUUUGGGAGAGAAUUAGUGGAAUUAUUAUAUUUUACUGUUUUGCAAAUCAGUUGAUGAUAGUAUUUAUGAACACAACCUAACCAACCCCAUGCACCAACCACAUGGAUUUUUAAAAUCAGUUACUUGAGUCAAAGUGUGUAUGGUGAGUUAAAUUACGAUGCUUAUAGGUAAUUUCCUAUUUGGGACAUAGUAGGUAUAAUCUUUUCCAUUCUUACCAACUUAUUGGAGCUUUGCAAAUCCAGGAUUUAAGGGCCUGCCUUUUAUAUAACUUCUCCUGCCCUUAGAAGAACUGCCAUGAGUUUAUAGUGGUACCUUAGUCAGCU